This is a messenger RNA of Carassius gibelio (silver crucian carp), 4988 nucleotides long. Its product is annotated as potassium channel subfamily K member 3-like. The transcript has 2 exons. Gene Ontology annotation, molecular function: open rectifier potassium channel activity; potassium ion leak channel activity. Gene Ontology annotation, cellular component: membrane. Gene Ontology annotation, biological process: potassium ion transmembrane transport; stabilization of membrane potential. The record is from RefSeq and is a predicted model, not a curated record. Lineage: Eukaryota; Metazoa; Chordata; Actinopteri; Cypriniformes; Cyprinidae. Bases 92 to 1264 code for a protein of 390 amino acids.
GCUCAGUGAGCCCCGUCGCAAUGAAACUGUCCGGCGCUUCCUCAUCACCAUCACUCCUCAAAGUUUGCUGCUCGUUUCAUUCGCUCUGACCAUGAAGAGACAAAACAUCAGGACCCUCGUGUUAAUCAUCUGCACUUUCACUUAUCUGCUCGUCGGGGCGGCUGUUUUUGACGCUUUAGAGUCCAAGAUGGAGAUCACCCAAAAGAAAGUCCUGGACGAUCGGAAGCGAGAGCUGAUGGACAAGUAUAACUUGAGCAGGCUGCAUUUCGACGAGCUGGAGCGGGUCGUGCUGCAGCUGAAGCCGCACAAGGCUGGAGUCCAGUGGAGGUUCUCUGGCUCCUUUUACUUCGCCAUCACGGUCAUCACCACUAUAGGAUAUGGUCAUGCGGCCCCCAGCACGGAUGGUGGGAAGGUGUUCUGCAUGUUCUACGCCCUCCUGGGGAUCCCCCUCACCCUGGUGAUGUUCCAGAGUCUGGGUGAACGCAUCAACACCUUCGUCAAGUACCUCUUGCACCGUCUCAAAAAGUGUCUUGGCCUUCGGAACACAGAGGUCUCGAUGGCCAACAUGGUGUGCAUUGGCUUGAUUUCCUGCAUGAGCACCUUGUGUGUAGGAGCAGCGGCUUUCUCCCGCUAUGAGGACUGGAGCUUCUUCCAUGCAUAUUAUUACUGCUUCAUAACCCUCACCACCAUUGGUUUUGGGGACUAUGUAGCCCUGCAGAAAGAUAAUGCGUUACAAACCAACCCCCAAUACGUCGCGUUUAGCUUCAUGUAUAUCCUCACGGGACUCACGGUCAUCGGCGCCUUCCUGAACCUGGUGGUUCUGCGUUUCAUGACCAUGAAUGCUGAGGAUGAACGGCGCGAUGCCGAACAGCGUACGCUGCUGUCCCGAAACAGGCAGACCGGCGGCACUGGAACCAACCAUUGCAUGUCCGACCCGCCGUCUUCAUCCACUGCGGGCCACGGAGGAGGGUCCGGGAAAGGGUUGUGUAAUGUCUACGCCGAAGUGCUGCAUUUCCAGUCUAUGUGCUCUUGUCUCUGGUACAAAAGCCAGGAGAAGAUGCGCUACUCAAUUCCCAUGAUUAUCUCUCACGAUCUGUCCACUUCAGACACCUACAUGGAGCACAGCGAGACCUCCGAUGCCCUCCACUCCAACGGCUGCGUGUGCAGUGCCUUGCAGGAGCACUUGGCCACCAGUUCAGUGUACACGGGCCUCCUCUGCCCAGCACAUUACCAAAGACUCUCCAAACGCCGCAGCUCCAUCUAGAGGGCCGGAGGAUGUAUUGCAUGUGAAUCUCUUUCGCCUUACAAAACCAACCACUGUUAUACUUGGGGUUGAAAAAAAAACGCUGCUUCUAAGCUGCUCGGAUCCUCUGUCAGUCAAAUAUAUAUAUGUAAUGUAGCGAUAGAUGGGGGACAGGUGCUGCUUGAGGACCGGGGACGUAGCAGCGUGCAAUAAAAACAGGGUAACGGCCUGUAUCAUUUGAGGUACACUUUCAGGAUUUUGAGAAAAGACAAAACACAAACUGCUUGCUCUUCACUGAGCUCAAGGGUAAAUGCAGGUCCUUCAAAACCAACAAGUCCCAAAGUGUCAGGCUCUUCUGGUUUUGAGCUGAAUAGAUCGUUUUUGUGAUGCAACUGUUUCUACAGUGAAUACUUUAUUAUCUUUGCAGGAUUUAGGAAGUAAUAGUAAUUAGUAAAGUAAAUAGUAAACUAUUAUUUUAUAUGAGAUCUUUGCUAAUGAUUAGUAUAAACCUUGGUCAGGGAGUGCCAUAUUGAAUUUCUGAUAGGAGCCGAGUGCUGCAGUGAUGUUGUAUUUUUGUAGGCCAACCCGAAGCUUAGCUCGUUCCCUCAAAGUUUUGUUCAUCAUAAUAAUCUUCGUAAAUUAAAACAACUUUUAUGAAUUUUGAAGCAUAAAUUCCAUCGCCAGAACUUAAAAGCUAAACAUAGGCUAUAAAUACUGAACUAAAUACUCAUAAAGGGGUCAUAUGAUGCAAGUUUUUGGAGUGUAACAAGCUGUUCAUGCAUAGAUGAGAUCCCUAAAGUUGCAAAGACUAAAGUCUCAAACCAAAAGAGAUAUUCUUUAUAAAAGUUAAGACUCUUCCACGCCCCCCUAAAACACCUCGUUUUAAACACGCCCCCACAUGUCUACAUCAUUGUGUGGGAAGAAAUGCAUAACGCUGCCCAAAUGUUCACGCAAAGAAAGAAGCGUAACUUUGAGUCUCACUGUAAUAUUGUUGCUGCUGCCGUCACAUCGUGGAGACGCUGUUUUUCGAUGUGGUCACAACACUAGAAAUUAGUGGUUAAAGGGGGGUGAAAUGCUAUUUCAUGCAUACUGAGUUUUUUACACUGUUAAAGAGUUGGAUUCCCAUGCUAAACAUGGACAAAGUUUCAAAAAUUAAUUUGUACGUUUGAAAGAGUAUUUUUGUUCCGAAAAUACUCCUUCCGGUUUGUCACAAGUUUCAGAAAGUUUUUUUCGAGUAUGGCUCUGUGUGACGUUAGAUGGAGCGGAAUUUCCUUAUAUGGGUCCUAAGGCACUUCUGCCGGAAGAGCGCGCGCUCCCGUAUAGCAGAGCACUGAGAGGCUGAGCACAGACAUUUCACUGAUCAGAGCGAGAGCAUCGCGAAAAGUCACAAAAGAAGUGUGUUUUUGGUUGCCAGGGCAAGACAACCCUGCACAGAUUACCAAAAAAAAAAAAAAAAACAGCAUUAGGGGACCAGUGGAUGGAGUUUAUUUUUACAGAGCAUCAACAGAGUUGUGCAAGUGUUUUUGUUUGUUCCCUGCAUUUCGAAGUUGCUUGUUUUACAAACAAGGCCCAGUUUGAUGCCGGGUUUGCACAUUGUUUAUUUCUUAAGGAUAAUGCAGUCACAACGAAAAAGGGUCACGAUCAUGUGUUGGAACCGCAGGCGGUGAGUAAAACUGCUUCAAAUAUCUCUGUGUUGUUAACUUAGCUAUCAGCGCGUAAGCACAUCAAGUAAACAACAUGCGAUGUUGUCAUCAAACUGCACUUUCCACAUGUACAGCUUUAAAAAAAAAAAAAAAAAGACGACAUAAAGUGGAACUUAGUCAUUUUCCAAAACCACUAAGCAAAUAUAUACAGUUUUAGUACAUACCACAUAGAGACGUCAUUUGCUGAUGCUGCUCUUGUUAAAUUUCAGCCUCUGGAUCUGUGUCACAGCUUCCAAACGCUCUCAACGCAAAAGUCUACUGGCGCUCGUGAUUCUUUAGCUCCGCCCACACGCCACGCCUCCAGCCUGUCGUGUUUUUCCGGGAAAAAUCGGUACAGACUAUCUUUCUCUUAUGAAUAUAAUAAAACUAAAGACUUUUUGGAGUUAUGAAGGGUGCAGUACUACUCUAUAGGUACUCAAGAUUAACAGGAUAUUGAGUGAAAACGAGCAUUUCACCCCCCCUUUAAGUUGAAUUUACAACACUGUUCUAGAACAGUUCAACCCAAAUAUACUGAUAUGUGCAGUGCAUUUUAAUGAAGGCCUGUAUGCUGAUCCUGGUUCUGCACAAAAGCCGUUUCUAUAAAGAGGUGCAAUUCCAACUUUGCAAGGACAGUCUGGCGCUUCUGAAUUAUAGUCUGUAAGUACGUUUUCAUAUUUAAAGGAUUUGCCACUGAUGAUUCAAACAAGAGUUUUGAUCAGUACAGAGUAGUGCUUGUUGUUUGUCGUUUCUCCAAUUAUAAAAUGCCGGUUUUAUGUUUACGUGGCGCAAUAUGCAACGCAAGGCAUAAAAAUACAGUAUAAGUAAUUAUAAUCAGUAAUUAUGUCCCCACUGGAAGCAACCAAUGCUUCGUUUGUAAUGGGUUUUGUUGGUGCUGUCUCGUCGCGCCGGGACACAUGGCAUCACAGUAUGUUAAGGGGCAUAACAUUUCUGUCACACGCUUGAGGCACUCAGCCAAUCAUGGAUGCUGGAUAGCUGGCCAAUGGAUAGCACUGAAUAGUUAGCCAAUCAGAGCACACAUCGCUUCUCAGAAAGGCGAGGCAUAGAGGAGAAACAAUAAUGUUUUUUGAACCUUUAACAACAUAAACAUUGCAUUACACCAAAUUUACAAAGUUAUGUCAUUUUUAGCGACGUGAUAUGGCCUCUUUGAAAGCUUGAAUCAAAAUAGUUUAGAAGAGUGCAAUUAUAAACACAACAAAGCUGUGAAACGUGUCUAAUAAGUAACUUCUGCAAUGCCAUUUAGUCACUUGUUACUACAGAUGUAGUUUAUGUCAUAGUCUAAAAUGUGAAAACAUCUUGAGCUUGUGUAAACCACGCACCUUAUUUCAGACAUUUAAUCAAAAAACCCGUUCAUAAAACAUUUUGUCUUCAGAACCAUGGAACCGUUUGCAGGUUUAAGACUACGAUGUAUGUCAUCUCUGCAGCACUCAGUGAAAACAAGGCUUUGAGGGAUAGAAGUGCAUUCAAAGGAUUGCAUCGCUGUUGAACAACAUGCCGAUUGGAAAAAAUUUGAGGAGCUUUAUAAAUUUGCAAAGACUGCAAGUAUAUUCCUUAUAGCCUUUUUUUUUUUUUUAUCCAUGUAAAAUUAAAUAUGGGAUCUAACCUGACUAAGAGCUAUAUGAUUUUGUUUUGUUCCACACUCAAACUCACAUUCACAAUGAGUUGUAUUGUUCAUUUAUCUUUUCUGUUUUAUAUCCACUAUUAUUUUAACCCGUCACUAUGUUUGUCUGAAUAAUUAUUUGUUUGCAUUAUUGUAGCUAUUGUAUCAUCUAUGUUUUAAAAUAAUAUUGGAUUAUAUAAUUGAAUAGGAUUAUAUUGUAUUUGAAGUUGCACUUUAGAUGAAAAUUAUAAGCAUUAGCGCUGUAGCCAAGAGUGCACAGAUGAUCUUUUAAGUUCGAUGUGAAAUCUGAGUGGACCCGAUAUACUUUCUUCUGCUCUUAUAGUGCACAAAUCAUCACGUUAUUCCAAACGGAUGAAAAUGUUUGUUUUUGCAAUCUUUUAUUUACAAUUUAGAAAAUAAUUUUAAUCAAGCCAAGCCAAUUUUU